Trichoderma aggressivum f. europaeum is the source of this 4170-nucleotide messenger RNA. RefSeq lists its product as uncharacterized. The record is from RefSeq and is a predicted model, not a curated record. Gene Ontology annotation, molecular function: guanyl-nucleotide exchange factor activity. Gene Ontology annotation, biological process: regulation of ARF protein signal transduction. The transcript is spliced from 2 exons. NCBI's taxonomy places the organism in Eukaryota, Fungi, Ascomycota, Sordariomycetes, Hypocreales, Hypocreaceae. The coding region runs from base 1 to 4170 and encodes 1389 amino acids.
AUGGCCAGUGAGACCGACAUGCGCCGCCUCACCACUGCCUUUGCGCCGGCCUCUGACGACGUCCCCGAACUGCCGCCGCCGCCCCAGCCCGAAGACGAGCCCGCCAUGCCUCUCGAACGACCGCAGACUCGAGAGUCUGGCUCGUCGCUCGACCGCCCGUCCACGCCGCCCGUCCAGCAGCAGUCCAACAAGCACCGCCGCUUCUCCGUCCUCCGCUUUCGAAAUGCCUCCGACUCGCAGCUGUCUCUCCGUGUCAAGCAGGCGGCCGAGAAGCCUCCUCCUGUCCCUCGACCUCCUGCCAUCAUCACCACCGCUCCCACCAUGCCCAUGGAAGCGAACAGCCUGAAGAAAUCAUCCUCCCGCCUAGCACUGGCUUCAAUGCUGCGAAGGUCCACCGAUAUCCCUCGUAACGAUCCUCUCUCUAGUCAUCGCCACGAACCCAUGCCUAGAAAGUCCAUGGGCGAACAAGGACGACCUUCGCUGAGCGUCACAGAUGAUCCCGAGCCUCAAUCGCCGCGGCCCUCGACCCAGACGACCGUCGAUUCCACCGGCACCGGACUCAACAUAGCACCUCGACCAUCCGAGUCCUCAAGAUCAGAUGUUAGCUCCACCGAUCGAGUGUCUCACGCUAGCCUCAGUUCUACUCCCAAAAAGUCCGCAUCAUCUACAUCCUUCUUCAAGCUGCGCAGAAACAAGCGGCCGCCGGAGCCGCUAUUUCCCUUUGCACACCUUCAGCAAAAGGGCACUCCGGCAGACGGAUCCUCCACCACAUCCCUGGGAGUCGAGGCGACACCGCGUCCAGCUUCAGCCCAGAGUGCCAGCCUUCACCCAGUCGAGAAUGAACAUGGCCCUCACCCUAACCCGACUAUUGCCCUCUUCAACGCAAACGGCGGCGCUCGCUCCGACCACUCCUCUCCAAAUAGGUCUACCUUGCUGCGUGGGAGAUCGUCCACGUUAAGUUCCAUAGGUAGAGACUCCAACGAUGAACAUCUCGGCCCGCCCACAAAUUCGCGGACAUCCACCUCCAUCGGCCGCAAGAGCUUCGGCGAUCUCCUUGGCCUGACCCGUCUCCGUCAGAACUCCGACCUGAGUCGGCAGGGCUCCUUCACACCCGCCACGCCGGGAUCCGUCGCCUCCAAGAGCAAUUCGCUCCAGCUGCCGAGGGAUUCCAUAGUUCUUCCGGAGCGCUUUGAGGAUGAAUCUCCUGCCAAGUACAUUGCUCGCAUAGAAGGCGUGGUCAGCCGGGGUGUCGUGGCCGCCGCGCUAUCCAAGGGGACUGAUGCCUUCUCAACGGCCGCUCUAAGAAGCUUCAUGAGGACCUUUAGUUUUUUUGGAGAUCCUAUGGACAUGGCCAUCCGCAAGCUCCUCAUGGAGGCUGAGCUUCCAAAGGAAACGCAGCAGAUAGACAGGUGUCUUCAGGCAUUUGCUAACCGCUACCACGAGUGCAACCCCGGCAUUUACUCCUCGCCCGACCAGGCAUACUUUAUCGCCUUCUCUCUCCUCAUCCUCCACACGGACGUUUUCAACAAGAACAACAAGCACAAGAUGCAAAAGACUGAUUACCUAAAGAAUACCCGCGGAGAGGGCAUCUUUGAUGAGAUUCUCGAAUGUUUCUAUGACAACAUUUGCUAUACCCCCUUCAUCCACGUCGAAGAUGACCUUGACCUUAACAGCGAGCGCCACGGCAGCAUCAAGUCGAAGCGGAAGAUCCUCCCUCCCCCUCCUGGCGACCCCGCCAAGCGAGCUGCGAAAGAACCGCUCGAUCCUUACACUCUCAUCAUUGACGGGAACCUGGACGUCCUGCGACCGAACCUCAAGUCAACGAUUCCCCUGGAGGACCAGUAUCACUAUCUAGGCACGGGGCAAACCCUCAAUCUGAAGGACCUGCAAAAGACUUUCUUCAGAACCGGCGUCUUGCAGAUUGUCUCUGCAAGGUCUCGACCAGACGCCUUCAUGUCUGAUAAACCCCUGAACAACCCAGAUGACGCACCCGGCAUUGUCGACAUCAAAAUCACAAAAGUCGGCCUCCUGUGGCGGAAAGAAGCCAAGAAGAGGAAGACACGGUCUCCGUGGCAGGAAUGGGGAGCCAUCCUAACGGGCGCCCAGCUCUACUUCUUCCGCAACACUGGCUGGGUCAAAAAUCUCAUGCAUCAGUACGAAAGCCAUAUCAAAGCCGGCCACGAUGGGAUACCCAUCACUUUUAAGCCCCCCUUGGAGGAAUUUAAGCCAGAUGCUCUCAUGUCUACUAAGGGUGCCGUAGCUCUGCUGGAUGAAUCUUAUAAAAAGCACAAGAACGCUUUCAUCUACGUCAGGCAGGGAGGCUUGGACGAGGUUCUCUUGGCCGAUGAUGAGGACGAGCUCAACGACUGGUUGGCAAAACUCAACUACGCCGCUGCCUUUAGAACAUCCGGCGUCAAGAUGCGCGGCGUUGCUGGAGGCACCUACGACGGCCACAGCCGUCGAGCUUUCAGGAGGCUUGACAGCUCUGACGCCACGCAACUUGUCGAGACACCGACUGGCCUUGUAUCGAUUGCAAGGAGCCGCAUCGACCACAAGAUGGCUGAGGAUAUCCAACUGGCGAGACGCGAGUUUAUGCAGGAAAAGAUUGCCGAGGCGGAUCGCAAGAUAGAAGACUCCAAAAAGGCCCUGGAAGAACAGCUGAGAAAUGCCCGCCACCUUCAGAUACUUGCACCUGUUCAGCCGAGGACGAGAGAGCAACUUCUCUUGGCCGCGGCUCGCAUGUCUGCGCAACUUAGGUGGGCGCGAAUGGAGAUUUGGAAGGAGAAGUGCCAUCGUGAUAUCCUGGCUCUGGACCUAGAGGAGGAGGGAGAAAUGGUUGAGGGCAAGAUUUCGACUGACAUCCGGCCCUCGAUCGAAGAGCGUCGUGUCUCUUCAGCACCGCAUCCAUCAACGGUUGCAGCCAAGCGCCCCGAGUCUCAGUCCAAGGCAAUGUCUGAGAAGCUUCCCCAGUCACCUCUGGUAGAAGCACACCCUGAGUUCUUCUCGGACAAGAAUGAGUUUAACUUGGAGUUGCAAGAUCCGGCGAGACCAACAUCUCCACCGGCGACGCGACCAACGAGCGAAGUGCUGUCGCAGCUUGAACUGCAAGAAACACCCAAGGUGGACAUUGGAAGUAUCAGGCAUGGCUCGGUUUCAAGCAUCGCCCCCUCCCCUGUGCAACCGACGCAAAGCAAGCAGCAGCCGCUCGAGCCACACGAAGAGGGUGAUGCAACUUCUGUCAAGUCGAAUCACACACAUGACGAAGUGGAUGCUGAGGAGAGACAAUUGCUGAAACAGGCUGGCCUGUUGGAAGGAAGAAUAGGCAGGGAUCCGUCAGACAAAUCCAUCACCUCCACGGCUGGAGAUGCUGGUGAGUCAACCAACCAAUUCGAGAGAAGCAAGAUUCGACGCAGUCUCCAACGUACCCUUCGGGAGAGUGCUGGCCAUCUCUCCCACCAUCGCAGCAGAAGGGGCAGGGAGGCGGGUCCGGCCGCAUCGUCAGAGGACAAUGCCCGCGACAGUAUGCUGGCACGAGGAACGGGAAGUUUUGUUGUCCACGGAAAGAAGGCUUCUGUCAUCCAACUGGGAACAGAGCUGCAAGUCCUAAACAACGAGGAGCAGAUUCUAGCUCGGAAGCAGCAGCAGCAGAGCUACCGGCAGUCAACCGACAUUCCGGCUUCUCCCAUCCUUAGCGAAGAACAAGAUGACGACUUUUACUCCGUGCCCGAAACUCCAUUGGAGCAGAGCGUGUCUCGUGACCGAAGGGGAUCCGCCGCCAGCGCCAGCACGGCCACGGCAAGAAGUUUUCGCGAGCUUCACCGGAAAUAUUCGGCAGCGCGAAGCGUGUCCGCAGCCGGAAGGCUGGCUAUUCCUUCAGAUGCGGAAAGCGAGGCGGCAGUGAGCUUCUCUGACGGUCGAAGAUCGCCUCUGCCCCCCAUGGAAAGAGAGGAAGACGAUGCAGGCUCAGCAGCGCCCAGGGCCGACUCGGUUAUAGAUGAGGAUGAAGAUACCACAUUGGAAUUGGAAGAGAAUGAGGGAGUAGAGGACAGGCCGGAAACCCCGGCACCGGGCCAGGAAUCAGCCAACGAAAAAGCCGAGGAGACAGAGGAGUCCUCAACACACGACUCCGAAUCGCUGCCCAACCCUCCGCUUCAGGCGGUCAACGCAUGA